GUACAUUUACACUGGCGCCGUGGAUAUCAAGGGAUAUGACAUAAAGGACAUAAUCUGUUUAAUGGUAGAGGCCAAAAAGCUAAUUCUACCGGAUCUUAUAGAUUACAUUCGAAAAUACUUAACCGACCACCAGGAGUUCGUAGCUAACCACUACUUUUCUAUUCACGAGUUCAACAUACGAAACUCUGAAGAAUUUAAUGAAUUAGAAGAAUUGUGUGACGCAUUUAUUUUACGAUAUUCAGUUGCAAUACUUAAUUCGCCCGAAUUCCUUAACAUUAGUCACGAAGAGCUUUUACGACUCUAUAAAAAAAUUUUUAGCAACUGUACACCAUUGAAUGAUUUUAAUCCCAUCUCGGGAAUAUCUUUUUCGUCGGAUAUUGUCAUGUGGAGUAGGUUAUUGGAAUGGGUAUUUGUACAUUUAAACAUUUCAUCUUCGGAAACCUCGGAUGAAGAUUAUAAUGAAAUCAUGCAGUUGGUCAAACCCGUUUUGCCAUAUAUUAAUUUUAGAAGGAUUGAUUCACGCGACUUUCUGGAAAAAAUAAGUCCUUUCAAGAAGAUUUUGGAAAAUGAAUUUUAUAUAAAAAUUUUGGAAUUUCAUAUAUUCAGUGAAUUUAUUCGACAAGAGUCCGAGUUACAACCAGAACACGAAACCAAAAAUGAACCCAAUGAGAAAUAUUUUGGAGGAAAUUUUGGUCAGCCAACAGUUUUGGCAAAAGCAGCCAGUCAGGACAAGGACUUAUAG
Messenger RNA from Acaulospora morrowiae, 742 nucleotides. The record is from the annotation of a GenBank genome assembly. Lineage: Eukaryota; Fungi; Glomeromycota; Glomeromycetes; Diversisporales; Acaulosporaceae.